Rotaria socialis is the source of this 2946-nucleotide messenger RNA. Lineage: Eukaryota; Metazoa; Rotifera; Eurotatoria; Philodinida; Philodinidae. The record is from the annotation of a GenBank genome assembly.
AUGAUAUGUGAAGACAAUCGUUUAAAUGCUAUGCAACAUUACAUGUCUAAUCUCCAGCAAUUACAUCUAUCUCGUAUUCACUCCUUAAAUCUUCAUGCUUUCAUAAAUGAUCUACUUAUAAUUGUGCAACGUUUACUUGAAAAUCUCGAUAAUCGUCAAUGGCAAGCAGCAAUAAACAAUUGUAUAAAUACUCAAUGUCCAUGGUUUAAACCUACAAAUUUAUCUUCAACGCACACAACAUUGUAUUCUUCGACAACGAACACAUCAUUGAAUAAUUGCAGUAUAUUACCAAACCGUUGUUUACCAUCACCAUCCAUUGAUCAUACAUAUUCAUUGAAUAGAGAACGCCUUCUAUGCCAAUCAAAUUUAUAUAAAAACAAUCUAUUAACAUCCAGCGACUCAUUAUUACGUUACAUCGAUAAUAAAAUUGAAAAUAAAUAUCCAUUUGAAAAUUUAUACCGAAUUGAUACGAGACUUUGCCAAUUAUGCCAAACAUAUGCUGAUCAUUUUUCAUCGAAUAUAUCUCGUCUUAUAUCUACUGGCAUCAAUCAAUGGGUACAUAUUGGUUGCAUACUUCCAGCUUAUACAAAAGCUCUUGAUCAAUCUCCAUACAUUCUACGUCACAUUCAUGAAACAAUCAAUCGUUGUCAAACAAGAUAUAAGUGUGAACUUUGUCUAAAAAUGGGCGCCAGUGUGCCAUGCUAUGAAAACGAUUGCAAUGCACGUUUUCAUUGUCAUUGUAUUCAAAUUUAUUAUUCGAAAAUCGAUCGAAGUCUACAAGAAAAAUUUAGUAUUGUUAAUGGUUUAUUGCCGAAUUUAACAACUCUAUGUUCGAAACAUUGUAGGAAGAAAAUGAAAAAUAACUCAGAUGGAGAUGAUCAUCAUCAAACAGAUGAACCUGUGAUUAACGACGAUAUCGAUCUUCGAAAAUUGAAAUCAAUUAACUUAUCAUCGACUGUCUACGCUGAUCUAUCAAAUAAUCUCGUUGAAUUCUGUUUAGCUGAUAUAAAACUUUGUGUUGGCUCGCUACAAAUAAAAUCUCUUGGCAAUUUUGAUUAUCUUCUCGAAAAUGAUACGAAUAUGAAUAUUUACCCAAAUAAAUAUCAUGCAUCACGUUUAUUUUGGAGCACGAAAAAUGCUCAACAAAAGACCAUCUAUCAUUUACACAUAGAAAUCGAACAGACCUAUCAUAAUGAUAAAUCAAAUCAUCGGACUAUUGAACAUCCGUUGUCCGCCGAACAAAUACAUCUGAAACAAUUAUAUGAAGUCUGUGAACAAUAUUUUCAAAGAUUCAAAGCAAACGAACAUUCUAAAAGAACAGCUAUUCAUACCAGAGCUGAAAGACCAUCUGUAUCUAUCGAAAGUCAACCAUCGAAACCCACAUCUAAAAAUCUCAUGCGAACAAAAACUAAAUUCAAUAACGAGAAUAACCUUCAAUUAAAAAAAUCUUCGUCAAUUCCAUCAGAAGAAAAUUCUCAAACGAUGUCCAUCGAUGCGAGAACUUUACGAAAUCUAUUUACUAAUGAUUCUUUAAAAUCAUCAGAUCAUUCACGAUUCGCUUUAGCACUUGUACAAGCGCUUCAAAAUGUCGACCAAUCAUCACCAUCAACAAAAAUACAACAACAAGAGCCUAUCUUCAGCUAUUAUCUACCGAAUCCAGCAAGUGGAUCAUUCAACGAAUCAACAACAGACACGACCAAUGAUGCAUUGCUAGACCAGCUAUUUCAAAAUAUAAAUCCAAUCCAACAGUCCAAUGAACCGGCAUCGACGAUUUUUGUUCCCAAUCACUCAACAGAAACGUGCAUUCCACAAGUAGACGGAAAUAUCGAUGAUGAAGAUUUUCUAGUGUCUUCUUCUCUCAUAAAUUGUUUAAUUGAGCAAAUACAAAAUGAAAAAUCUCCUAACUCUCUAUCGAAUAAUGUGACUGGAAAAAUCAACUAUCUUCCAGCUGAUGAACUCGUUCGUUUAUAUCAACAAUCGCUAAUAUCAAAAUUUGGUCGUGUACAAUUCACAAUCAUCAGUGAUGAUGGAUACAAAAUAGUGUCAGAUGAUUUAGAUGAAGCUUGGCUAACAAUUGUUAAUCUAGUGCGUGAAUGUCGUGACGAUAUGAAUUUAACUCAUUUACCAAUGAGAAACGACGAAUUAAAUGGACAUCAAAUAUUCGGUUUAACAAAAUCAAUCGUGAAAAUAAUGUUGAAUCAAUUGUAUUUAAAUUCAUCGUCAAUCGAAAAACAAUCCGAUACUAUUUUACUGCCAUUGUCAUCAUCGAAUAAAAACGACUCAACUUAUUUCAUAAAGAAAAAAAAUUCAACUAAAAAAAUUCCAUCAUCAAAUUCAAGAUUAAACAUUUAUCAAAGAAAAAAUUCUCAACGCCAACGAUUUAAUUGGCUGUUAAAUCCAAAUCGAAAGAUUGAAUAUGCAUUGAACUCAUUCGAAAUCGACGAUGCACUUGCACAUGCAAGACGAAUUCUUCUUCAAGAAUCUUCGGUUCGUCUACGUCUUCAUCAUUUACAUUAUUUUUCUGAACGUGUAUUGAUUGUUGGAUCAUCGUCUAUACAUGGCUGUGGUUUAUUUACAUUAAUUGAUCUAGUUGAAGGACAAAUGAUUGUUGAAUAUACAGGUGAAGCUGUUCGUCCCUGUCUUACAGAUAAACGUGAACUUGAAAACGAAAAAAAAGGUUUUGGUUGUUAUAUGUUUACUGUUGAUUCCAUGAGUGUUAUCGAUGCAACACAACAAGGAAAUAAAGCUCGUUUUAUUAAUCAUAAUUGCCAGCCAAACUGCUUUGCUAAAACUAUUCUUUCCGGUGGUAUUAAACACAUUGUUAUCUAUGCUAUCAUGAAUAUAGCUCGCGGUUCCGAAUUAACCUACGAUUAUUCAUUUGCUGAAGAAGAUAUCAAAAUUCCUUGUCAUUGUGGUACCAGUAAAUGCCGACUGUAUUUGAAUUGA